This is a messenger RNA of Ilex paraguariensis (yerba mate), 825 nucleotides long. NCBI's taxonomy places the organism in Eukaryota, Viridiplantae, Streptophyta, Magnoliopsida, Aquifoliales, Aquifoliaceae. The record is from the annotation of a GenBank genome assembly.
AUGGCAUUCACUUUUUUCUGUAAUGUUUCACUUCCUCUCUUGAUAAGCCUUAUGUUCUUCCUACCUCUGAUUACCAUCAAUUCAUCUGAGCCUCUGAUAUCAAGCUACAUUGUGCACACUGAUAGCCAAUCGAGGCCUUCUCGGUUCUCAACUCAAGAUGAUUGGUAUAGUUAUAUGAUCAAUACGUUCACUGACCAAAAAAUGGAAUCACAAUCUAGCUCUCGAAUUUUCUAUACAUACAAUGUAGUCUUCCAUGGCUUUGCAGCAAGAUUGACAGAUAAAGAGGCUAAAAAGUUCACAAAAGUGCCGGGAGUUUUGGCCGUUUUAGCAGACAAGGUCACGGUAAAGUUAGACACUACCCAGUCCCCAGAAUUUCUUGGUCUGCAUUUGGAUUAUGGCCUGUGGCCGGAGACCAACUUGGGUGAGAAUGUUAUAAUUGGCAUUGUAGAUUCUGGAAUUUGGCCGGAGAGUGACAGCUUCAAGGACACUGGGAUUGGACCAAUACCCUCUAGGUGGAAAGGUGCAUGUGAACAGGGAACUGAAUUCAAUUCUAGUCAUUGUAACAGGAAACUCAUUGGUGCAAGAUUCUUCCUCAAGGGUAUUGAGCACUACAUGUCUGACAGAUUAUUGGAAGAACUUGGCGAAUAUCGAUCCCCGCGAGAUGGAGUGGGACAUGGCACACAUACUGCUUCAACAGCAGCAGGAUCCGAGGUGGCCAAUGCUAAUGUAUUUGGUUUUGCUAAUGGCACUGCUCGAGGCAUCGCAACAAAGGCCAGGAUUGCCAUGUAUAAAGCCUGUGAGGUUUUAUGUUCCGAGUCUGACUAG